CACGCGGCGCUCUGGCCCACACAGACGCUACUCUGUGGCAUCUCGGGUUCCCUCUGGCUGCGCUCUGGAGGACUACACUCGUUUUCUAUUUGGUUGUGAGGGCCAGGCAGCUUCGGCUGAGCUGGAAGAAAGAUGGCGGCAGCCGUGCGACAGGAUUUGGCCCAGCUCAUGAAUUCGAGCGGCUCUCAUAAAGAUCUGGCGGGCAAGUAUCGUCAGAUCCUGGAAAAAGCCAUUCAGUUAUCUGGGGCAGAACAACUAGAAGCUUUGAAAGCUUUUGUGGAAGCAAUGGUAAAUGAGAACGUCAGCCUCGUGAUCUCUCGGCAGUUGCUGACUGAUUUCUGCACACAUCUCCCUAACUUGCCUGAUAGCACAGCCAAAGAAAUCUAUCAUUUCACCUUGGAAAAGAUCCAGCCUAGAGUCAUUUCAUUUGAGGAGCAGGUUGCUUCCAUAAGACAGCAUCUUGCAUCCAUAUAUGAGAAAGAAGAAGAUUGGAGAAAUGCAGCCCAAGUGUUGGUGGGAAUUCCUUUGGAAACAGGACAAAAACAGUACAAUGUGGAUUAUAAACUGGAGACAUACCUGAAGAUUGCUAGGCUAUAUCUAGAGGAUGAUGAUCCAGUGCAGGCAGAGGCUUACAUAAAUCGAGCUUCAUUACUUCAGAAUGAAUCAACCAAUGAACAGUUACAAAUACAUUAUAAGGUAUGCUAUGCACGUGUUCUUGAUUAUAGAAGAAAAUUCAUUGAAGCUGCACAAAGGUACAAUGAGCUCUCUUACAAGACAAUAGUGCACGAAAGUGAAAGACUAGAGGCCUUAAAACAUGCUUUGCACUGUACCAUCUUAGCAUCAGCAGGACAACAGCGUUCUCGCAUGCUAGCUACUCUUUUUAAGGAUGAAAGGUGCCAGCAACUUGCUGCUUAUGGGAUCCUAGAGAAAAUGUACCUGGAUAGGAUCAUCAGAGGAAAUCAACUUCAAGAAUUUGCUGCCAUGCUGAUGCCUCACCAAAAAGCAACUACAGCUGAUGGUUCUAGUAUCUUGGACAGAGCUGUUAUUGAACACAAUUUGUUGUCUGCAAGCAAAUUAUAUAAUAAUAUUACCUUUGAAGAACUUGGAGCUCUUUUAGAGAUCCCUGCAGCUAAGGCAGAAAAGAUAGCAUCGCAAAUGAUAACUGAAGGACGUAUGAAUGGAUUUAUUGAUCAGAUUGAUGGAAUAGUUCAUUUUGAAACACGAGAAGCCCUGCCGACAUGGGACAAACAGAUCCAAUCCCUUUGUUUCCAAGUGAAUAACCUUUUGGAGAAAAUUAGUCAGACGGCACCAGAAUGGACAGCACAAGCCAUGGAAGCCCAGAUGGCUCAGUGACUCCUUGAAGAACUUCUGUGCACACUACAUCUUUUCCCAUGUUGUACAGAUUAAUUUCACUGUCUCCAAAGCGUUUGCAUCAUGACCUUAUAUAUUUCAAUCCCUUUUAUGCUGGAUUCCAUUUAAAGAAGACAUUCUUAGAGCAGGAAGUACAAGCAUUUAAAAACAUGUAGUUCCCAUAUAUUCAGGGUCUCUGUAUCAAGCUAACUCAGAAGUUUUGAAAGCUUUUUCUUUAAACAGAGUAAGUGAAAUAUCUGUUGCUAAGAAGUUUGGGAUUUGUGAUAACUUUGUAGUCAUGUAAAACUUAAGUGCUUUGUGCCUCUCCAGGUGUGGUUAUUCUAAUAAAUGGAGAAGUGAGCCAAAUAAAAGUAGUACUUUGUUUUUAA
Messenger RNA from Miniopterus natalensis, 1739 nucleotides. NCBI's taxonomy places the organism in Eukaryota, Metazoa, Chordata, Mammalia, Chiroptera, Miniopteridae. The record is from RefSeq and is a predicted model, not a curated record.